Molecule: messenger RNA, 1250 nt
Organism: Rhopilema esculentum
Lineage: Eukaryota; Metazoa; Cnidaria; Scyphozoa; Rhizostomeae; Rhizostomatidae
Source: RefSeq, a predicted model, not a curated record
AUAGAGCUAAUAGCCACCUUGGAAUUAAAGGAGGAAAGAUCGGAAGAUCAUCUCUUUGGUCGGUUGGAGCCAAGUCGAAAGGACAGCUUUCAAGAUUGAGUCAGCGCUAUAAGAGGACAGAAGACAAAGAUUCUCAAGAUAUGGAUAUACUGGCAGAUUUCGACGAUUUUAGUGCAGAAUUGGAGCCACAGUUUGAUAUGGACGAAUCCAGUCAGGCUAGUGAUGAUUUACCUUCGAAAAAGACGAAACAGACAAGAAGGAAACCACGUCGACGAAAGCGAAUGCUGACAGGGGUAAGCAAGCAGAGACGAGCUGCAAAUGAGCGAGAAAGAAGAAGAUUGCAAAUUAUCAAUAAUGCAUUUAUUGGUUUAAAAGAUCUUCUUCCACUUUUACCUGGAGAAGAGAACAUAUCGAAGAUUGAGGUCGUAAAGCUGGCAUCAAGGACAAUUUUGCUUUUGCAGGAAAUUUUGGACGAAGAUGACCAGAAAAGAGAAUCUGAGACUGAAGAAUCUCGCAGCUCUUGUGGGUCAUCGUACAGCUCACGGUCCUGCAGCUCAAUCGACUCAAUCGAGAGCUUCGAAACUAACACAGAGCUCGAUUUGCAGGACAGUCAUGACUUUUCGUAUUUGCUAUUUCCUUCAGAUGACAUGAAACUUGACCCGUUCGGAGACUCUAUGGAUACUGGUUUAAGCAUACCAUCGCCAUGCAUUUCCGACUCGUCAUAUACCUCUUCGUCGAAAGAAAGUUCAGAAUUCCCCUUUAUGGAAGACGAUCCGAUGAAGGACGAUGUCUUUCAAAAAGGACCAACAAUGUGCCUUUGGUGACAAUAAAGAGGUAAUGCAAGAUUCCAGUCAAUGAUAAAAGAACCAUUUUCGACUGAAAUGAUGAAUGAGGUAAAGUUUGAAAUGUGACUUUCGUUUGUAGCUAAUUGUAAAAUUAUUUUAGAAAAAAACUCUAUAGUAGGCCUGUAUUUUACUGCAUUUGUUUGUACAUGUGUUUACAAAAAUAUUUUGACGAGUAAUUUACGAUGCUUUUGUUGCGUAAUCAGUUUUAAUGCCAUCGCAGUUGAAUUAAUCGUCUAGACAAGUCGGGUCCACCACAUCCACUAACAGAAGGCAAUUUCAAUCUCCUCUGCUUUCCUUUAUUUUUCAAAACAUGAUAUUGCAGAUCUAUACCAUAAUAGCCCACUUUUAGGCCAAGCAGGCAUUUCUUGUUGGGUGUAUCAGAGUUUUUUGUCAUUUGCCUCGCGU